AUGCGUUCCUACAGCAGCCGGCUCUUCUUUGCCUGGGCCGUUGUGCCCGCCCUUGUGGCUCGCGCGAAUCCAAUUGUCCUCGGACGCACGGAGGCCUUGGUAGCGGCACACGUUGCGCCGAGAUCACUGGCGAUCCAGGGGCCGGUCUUGACUUCCAAAUGGUUCGAGGGCAGCGACUACGUUCAGGUUGUCGAGAUGGUACUGCGCAAUACGGACAAUGUCAACGCGUUCAUCGCCGCCGACAAGCUCACCAUCACUGCCGUGUCCGAUUCUGUGGAGCUGGUCCAGCCCGCGUUGGUCAGACGUAUCAUGCCGGGACAGGAGGUUGUGGUUCAGAUUGGGGUCAAGAACAAGCCCACGACGCCACGUGGAACCUCGUGCUCCGUGACCAUCCAGGCGAGCUGGGGCGAGUCUUUGAGCACCUCAACUACUGCCUCGGGAGUCUGUGGUUUCGGCGACUACGCGGCCGACCGGACCAGUCUGUCGCGGCACUGGACGCCCGACUGGUACAACAAUGCCAAGUUCGGCAUCUUCAUCCACUGGGGCAUCUAUUCCGUCCCCGCCUUUGGCAACACGGGCAGCAGGCAGGAUUAUGCCGAGUGGUACUGGAAACGCCAGCACGAACCCGACUACCGAUCCCAGACCUACCAGUACCAUCUUGAAACCUAUGGUCCCGACGUCGAGUAUGACGACUUUAUCGCCAAUUUUACUGCCGACAAGUUUGACCCCAAAGAGUGGCUUGAUUUGUUUGCCGAGGCCGGCGCUCGAUACUUUGUGCCUGUUACGAAACACCAUGACGGCUUUGCACUGUUCGACACUCCUCCGACGACCAGUUUACGCAAUUCAGUGCAACUCGGACCAAAGCGUGACUUUAUCAGGGAGCUUUUUGAUGCUGCCAAAAAAUACCAUCCGACCAUGCGCAGGGGAACAUACUUCUCUCUACCCGAAUGGUACCAUCCCCAGUAUGCCCAGUACGGCAUAGAGUGGGGUGGAGGAUUCCCUGGUGGGCCACCAACAAACCCUUACAAGAACGAGGUGGUGCCAUACACGGGGUACGUGCCCAUCGACGACUUUGUGGUCGACCUCCAGCUGCCACAGAUGAACACCAUUGCCUACGACGACCGCUACGAAACCGAGCUCAUGUGGUGCGACAUCGGAAACGCCAACAACUCGACCCUUUUCGCCUCGGCCUGGAUCAACUGGGCACGAGACCGCGGGAGGCAGGUGACCUUCAACGACCGGUGCGGCAUCCCGGGCGACUUUGCGACGCCCGAGUACUUUACGCACGACGGGCUGGUCGUUCCCAAGUGGGAGUCGAGCCGCGGGAUGGAUCCGUUCUCCUACGGCUACAACCGCCCGACGCCCGACGCGGCCUACCUCACGGGCCUCGACAUCGUCAAGUCGCUGGUCGACAUCGUGUCCAAGAACGGCAACCUGCUGCUGGACGUGGGGCCGAGGGCCGACGGCACCAUCCCCGAGGUGAUGCGCAGGGGCCUGCGGGACGCCGGCGGCUGGAUACGUUCGCACGCCGAGGCCGUCUUCGACACGCGCUUCUGGCAGCACGGCCCCGGCAGGGACCCCUUCCGCUACACGGUCACCGACGAUGCCUUUUAUAUUCACGUCAACGCGCGCCCGGCCGGGGGCGGUGCCGUCUUGGUCGUGCCCGACCGCGUCCCGUUUCUGGAUGGCGACAAGGUGGUGGUGGUGGGGGGUGCUCUGGCCGGGACCGAGGUUCCUGCCGCGCUCAACGCUGAUGGAACGGUUGGCCUGUCCCUGUCGGACGAGGUGGUUGCUGCCGAUGACUACGUCUGGGUGUUCAAGAUACAAUACAACUUGUAG
Pyricularia oryzae 70-15 is the source of this 1839-nucleotide messenger RNA. RefSeq lists its product as uncharacterized. NCBI's taxonomy places the organism in Eukaryota, Fungi, Ascomycota, Sordariomycetes, Magnaporthales, Pyriculariaceae. Gene Ontology annotation, cellular component: lysosome. The coding region runs from base 1 to 1839 and encodes 612 amino acids. The transcript has 3 exons. Gene Ontology annotation, molecular function: alpha-L-fucosidase activity. Gene Ontology annotation, biological process: fucose metabolic process; glycoside catabolic process. The record is from RefSeq and is a predicted model, not a curated record.